AUGGGUAUGGGCGAUGUUAUUACGAGCCUCCCCGAAGAAAUAGCUCGUGAAUGCUUGCUGAGAGUGCCGUACAAAUGCCAUCCGAAUCUUAUGUCAGUAUGCAGAAAGUGGGAAGCUGUUGUCAAGAGCCCUCGGUUCUAUCAGGACAGAAAACGUUUUGGCUUGAAACAGCAAUUCCUAUGUUUGGCUGCCACUCUUCCCGCAGACAACAGAAAGGAACACGGUAAGCGUGUUCGAAGAAUAUGUGCAUAUGACCUUGUAGACGAAAGUUGCGAAACCCUCCCUCCAAUUCCUGAUUUUCCGGAUGGGAUUCCGCACUUGUCACAUCUCCUCUCGACGCCCACCGAAAAACUUGUGGUCAUGGGUGGAUGGCAUCCACUUACUUGGCAAUCACUAACGACUGUGUUUGUUUAUGAAUUUUCGUCGGCGCAAUGGCGGCGCGGAGUAGAUAUGCCCACCGUUCGAUCCUUAUUUUCGUGCUCUUGUUCUUCGUCUUCUCUAAUCUAUGUCACAGGAGGUCACGACGACGACAAAAAAGCUCUGCGGUCUGCAGAAGUUUAUGAUGUGGAGCACGACCGGUGGGAUGUUCUCCCUGACAUGAAGGAGGAGAGAGAUGAGUGUGCAAGCGUUUUUAUUGAUGAAAAAUUGUUUGUGAUGAGCGGGUACACAACAGAGACGCAGGGUCGAUUCGAGGGUAGCGCACAAGUUUUCGAUCCCAACACUCGCAUUUGGAACAGGGUAGAAGAUAUGUGGACUCUUCCACAAAGAUCCCUGAGACUUUGUGUAUUUGCUUUUGGGCGCUUGUAUUCUUUUACCACACGCCAUGUCAUGCAAUAUGACGUAGUGAAAAAUCAGUGGGUAGUUGUCUGCGCCUUGCCUGAAUCCUUAUGUGCUGUAACUUGUGUGACGGCGUGUUACAACGGGAUACUUGUUGCUGGUUCUACUGCGGGUGGCGAUGAGAAGAGUAUUUGUUUUAUGUAUAAUCCUGUAAAUGAAGAGUGGAAAACACUUGAAACACCGACAAAUUUACAAGGCUUUAUUCAAUCUGCUGCUGCUGUGGAGAUCUGA
Molecule: messenger RNA, 1068 nt
Organism: Cryptomeria japonica (Japanese cedar)
Lineage: Eukaryota; Viridiplantae; Streptophyta; Pinopsida; Cupressales; Cupressaceae
Product: F-box/kelch-repeat protein At1g15670-like
Exons: 1
Coding region: 1-1068 (355 amino acids)
Biological process (GO): negative regulation of cytokinin-activated signaling pathway; regulation of phenylpropanoid metabolic process
Molecular function (GO): protein binding
Source: RefSeq, a predicted model, not a curated record